This is a messenger RNA of Copidosoma floridanum, 873 nucleotides long. Its product is annotated as jerky protein homolog-like. NCBI's taxonomy places the organism in Eukaryota, Metazoa, Arthropoda, Insecta, Hymenoptera, Encyrtidae. The record is from RefSeq and is a predicted model, not a curated record.
AUGGCGACAGACUCAAAAAAAACUGGUAAAGUCCUGCUCCUUCUAGAUAAUGCACCGUCACAUCCAUCCGCCGAAACUCUGAAUUCGAUCGAUCCGGACUUUCAAGUGAUGUAUCUCAAACCAAACGUCACAUCUCUAAUCCAACAUAUGGAUAAGGGAGUCAUCGAAAAAAUGAAACGAAUGUACCGGAAACAAGUUCUAAGACGACUUCUUUUGAACGAUGGCACUGAAGAUGGUGUCAUUGAAUUUUCCAAGUCAUUAAAUUUAAAGCAUUGUUGCUAUAUGAUAGCCGAUGCAUGGGACUCUUUGACUGAAGACAAUCUACGAAAUGCUUGGAAAAAAUUAUGGAUUCUUCCUAAAGUUACAGCAACAGCGCAAACAGGGGAAACAGCAGAAACAGCAGAAACAGUAGAAACAGAGCCGGAACCUGAAAAAGAGGCUGAAGAAGAACCUGAAAAAGAGAGGGAGAGUAACACAGAGAAAAGUGAUCUUGACGAAUUCGCUUCCUUAAUCGGCAAUAUUCCAGGAUUCGCGGAUUGUGAUAAAGAUGAUGUCGAAGACUGGUUAAACCACGACGCUAAUGAUCAAGGGUAUCAAAUUUUAGACGAUGAUGAAAUUGUUUCAUCAAUAAAAAAUCUUGACGACGAUCACGACAGCGACAGCAGUGACAAUGAAAGCUUGGGUGCACCGAAGAAACCGUCACAUGCGGAGGCAUUUAAUGCUUUUGAAACAGGUCUCGAAUGGUUCGAGAGUCAAGACGAAUGUUGCCCAACGCAACUACUUCUUCUCAAAAGGCUGCGAGACUUAGCAGCUCAAAAACGCGUUUCAUCUGUUCGCCAAUCAAAAAUUGACAGUUAUUUUAACAAAUUAUAA